Colletotrichum siamense is the source of this 996-nucleotide messenger RNA. RefSeq lists its product as uncharacterized. The transcript is spliced from 3 exons. The record is from RefSeq and is a predicted model, not a curated record. Bases 1 to 996 code for a protein of 331 amino acids. Lineage: Eukaryota; Fungi; Ascomycota; Sordariomycetes; Glomerellales; Glomerellaceae.
AUGGCAUCAAUGUAUACAAAUGUCAUGGUUCUUCUUGAUGGCCAUACGCAGAAGAGAGACAGAGAGCUUGAGGAGGAAAGAGAAAGAGGUAGACGUCUUGCUGUAGAAGUGGCUUCUCUGCGUGUGGAAAACACCUUUCUGCGAAGUACCUCACCAGGGCUGCAGCACACCUGGGGGCCAUACACGCCUCCGCGGCCACAGAAUCAACCAGCAUUAGCAUGGGUUGUCACCAAGGAAAUUCUCCAAGAAACGAUACGAGGCCACAAUGCCGACAUUGAUGAAUCUUUCGCGUUGAGCAAGGCGUCGGAUUUCCCAUCUCGGGAGCGCACUCAUGCACAGCAAAUUGUCGGCAACCGAUUGUUCCAGGAUUGGAUAGCCUCACCGCACUCAGCCAAGCUUCUGGUACAUUGGGAUGGGCGACUCCCGAGAACCAUCGCUGAUCUAUCGCCCCUGUCUCUGUUCUGUACAUCCAUGUCGCAAAUGUUACGUGGUCAUCCACGCUUCAUGCCUCUCAUCUGGCUUUGUGGUCUUCAUCUUGAUCCGGAUGAGAGCUCAGUGGGGGGUAGCUCCAUGCUCUGCAGCCUUAUUGACCAGCUUCUGCGUCGACAUGAAUUUGACUUGAGUUCGAUAACAACAACUGGAGCAGUUGAUCUCAACCACUUGCAGUCUGGCGACGACAAAGAGUUGUUGCGCUUACUGUACUUCCUGGUUCUUCAGAUUCCAGACACCAUCACCCUCGUUCUUCUUAUAGACAACGUUGUGCUUUACGAACGAGAGCAGAUGCAUGCUUUCGAUGCUUUGCUUGGUCUACUAGGACUGGUCAAUGAAAGGUUACCAGCAGCCGUUAAGCUUCUGUUCACCAGCACACCAGGGACUACUGAAGUGAGGGGAGCAUUUGAAGACGAGGGUCUGAUUUUAAAUGUCGAUACGCUGCCGUCCCUUGUGUGGGCUCCCAGCGAUGAACGCGUUGCGAGAGAGCUGGAAGAUGCGGUCUAA